This is a messenger RNA of Pangasianodon hypophthalmus (striped catfish), 1370 nucleotides long. It is a transcript of the gene gm2a, whose product is annotated as ganglioside GM2 activator. The coding region runs from base 149 to 742 and encodes 197 amino acids. NCBI's taxonomy places the organism in Eukaryota, Metazoa, Chordata, Actinopteri, Siluriformes, Pangasiidae. The transcript is spliced from 4 exons. Gene Ontology annotation, biological process: ganglioside catabolic process; lipid transport. Gene Ontology annotation, cellular component: cytoplasmic side of plasma membrane. The record is from RefSeq and is a predicted model, not a curated record. Gene Ontology annotation, molecular function: lipid carrier activity; enzyme activator activity.
AGAAGCUAAAGAGUAACUGGUGUAAAUAUUGUGCCAUUCAGUGGGUGUGCACAGCACUGGGCUAAGAGAAGCGUGCAGCUGUGGUUUUAAGUUUAUAUGAAAUUGUACACAUUAACUAGAUACAGAUUACAUUUUAAAUUGUAAAACAAUGAUCUCCAUUCCUCUGUUUAUUGCUUUCUGGACGGCUGGUGUCUUUUUUAAGGAAGGAACAUGUGCUGUGCAGAUCAGCAGACCCCUGAGAUUAUCCAAGAUUGUAGGCUUUUCCUGGGAGAACUGCGGAAAGGCUGAUGAUCCAGCUGUUAUGAAGAGUCUUACUUUGUCUCCAGAUCCCAUUAACAUUCCAGGAGAUUUGACAGCAAGUGCAUCUGGGACAACCUCAGUGGCUCUGGUGUCUCCUCUCUCUGUAAAUGUCACUCUUGAGAAAGAGGUGGCUGGUUACUGGGUAAAGGUCCCAUGCGUGGAUGAGCUAGGGAGCUGCCACUAUCAGGAUAUCUGUGAUAUACUGAACCAGCUCAUUCCUCCAGGUCAGGACUGUCCUGAGCCUCUGCACACGUACGGCCUUCCCUGCCACUGCCCCUUCAAAGCAGGUGACUACUCUCUACCUCAGACUGUUUUCUCCCUGCCUAAAACGGAGCUGCCCUUCUGGCUGACCAAUGGUCAGUACCGUGUCCAGGGGGUGCUGGGAAACUUAGGCAAAGAGCUUGGAUGCCUUAAAGUUUCCCUCAGUCUACACUCGGGUUAACUAGCAGAACAGAGAGGCAGUGUGGGACCCUUUAUCACACGAUGCAUGCAUUCUCUUCAUCAGUGGUGCAAUUUAGAAACCUGGGAUCUUACUAAUAAGAAUAACUGUUUUUCCUUUGAAUUGUGAUCAGUAGAAAUAUCACAUGUAACUUGGUUUUAUCAGUGCAGGUCUGAGCCAGUUUUUGAUCUAAAAUGAUUAUUCAUUUAUGAUUUACUAAAUAAUGGACCAAUGAAAAGGUCCUGCACUUUAAAUGAUUUCAGAGUUAACAUAGUUUAUGAUUUCAUUUUAAUCAAAGAAACAAUCUUUUAGUAUUUGUUAAUUAGCCAUUCAGGGGAAAAUGUCAUCUCAUAUGUUUUUAAUUUUUUUAAAUUAUGAUUACUUGUUUGUAUUGUAUAUACUUACUGUUUAGUGUAACCAUGGGGAAAGAACAAAGAACAGUUGCCAGAAGGUUUUUCCUUGCAUGAUGUAAAUCUUGUGAUGAGGAACAUCCUGAUAUUAUCAGUGCUGUUCAACUCUGGGCUUCUGACUAAAAAUGCUUUAGGCAAAACAAAUUUUAAAUGAAAUGUUUUAUCAGUAAACAGUUGUCGGAGAUUUGUCACAGAGGUCCAUUAAAAUUAUGUUAAUGUUA